Messenger RNA from Ipomoea triloba (trilobed morning glory), 1322 nucleotides. Its product is annotated as 1-(5-phosphoribosyl)-5-[(5-phosphoribosylamino)methylideneamino] imidazole-4-carboxamide isomerase, chloroplastic. The transcript is spliced from 9 exons. Gene Ontology annotation, molecular function: 1-(5-phosphoribosyl)-5-[(5-phosphoribosylamino)methylideneamino]imidazole-4-carboxamide isomerase activity. The record is from RefSeq and is a predicted model, not a curated record. Bases 121 to 1056 code for a protein of 311 amino acids. Gene Ontology annotation, biological process: L-tryptophan biosynthetic process; L-histidine biosynthetic process. NCBI's taxonomy places the organism in Eukaryota, Viridiplantae, Streptophyta, Magnoliopsida, Solanales, Convolvulaceae. Gene Ontology annotation, cellular component: cytoplasm.
GUUUAGAAGUCCUCAGUAGCCCGUAUUCUUCGACCGUUCCUCCUCCAGCCUCAACUUCUUUCCUUCUGUUUCAUCGGCCGCCUUUCUCGGAGCUAAGCUGCUUAGGUAUUUGAACUGAGGAUGAGAGUUCAGAGCGUAGGUGCAAAUUCGGCCUCCUCGAAACUAAGCUCAUUUUGGGGGAAAACUCUCAGCUCACAAAUCCACGUUCACAACAAAAACAUAAGAUUGCCAAUCAUUGGGUACCAUAAUCUGUCAAUAAGAUGCGGUGUUCGGUUUCGCCCUUGCAUUGAUAUACACAAGGGAAAAGUAAAGCAGAUUGUUGGAUCCACAUUAAAUGAUACUAAGGAUGGGGAUUCGAGUCUUGUCACCAAUUUCGUAUCUGAUAACUCGGCUGGAGUAUAUGCAAAGCUUUACAAAGAUGACGGACUUACAGGUGGUCAUGUAAUAAUGCUUGGGGCGGACCCUUUGAGCCAAGCAGCAGCAGUUGAAGCAAUACAUGCUUAUCCUGGUGGCUUGCAUGUUGGAGGAGGCAUCAAUUCAAACAAUGCAGUAAGUUACAUAGAAGCAGGAGCAAGCCAUGUCAUUGUUACAUCUUAUGUCUUCAACAAUGGGCAAAUGGACCUUGACAAACUGAAAGAGCUUUCUCAAGUCGUUGGAAAACAGAGACUUGUUUUAGAUCUUAGUUGCCGCAAAAAGGAGGGUAAAUAUGUAAUAGUCACAGAUAGAUGGCAGAAGUUCACUGAUGUACAUCUAAAUCAGGAAGUACUGGAUUUUCUUGCCCAGUAUGCUGAUGAAUUUUUAGUCCAUGGAGUUGAUGUUGAAGGAAAAAAGCUGGGAAUAGAUGAAGAACUCGUGACAUUACUUGGCAAGUAUUCACCCAUUCCUGUUACAUAUGCUGGUGGUGUCACUGUAAUGGCUGAUUUGGAGAGGAUCAAAAUCGCGGGGAUGGGUCGCGUGGAUGUUACCGUGGGAAGUGCUCUGGACUUAUUUGGUGGAAAAUUGGCAUACAAAGAUGUCGUGGCUUGGCAUGCACAGCAGAACCCCUUAGUGGUUUAAUGUCUCACCUUGGUUCAUCCAAAUUUUGCAUUGUAAGAAUAAAAAUGGUAUUAUAUAUAUAGACUCAUGAUCAAAUGAGUCCACCAUUUCUCAUGAGUCCGUAUGGACAGAUAUGACCCAUUGAAUAUUUGAGAUGACUAGCUUAGGUUUUGCUAACUGUGCAAGAUUGCAAUAUUUUUGUUAUUGUGAUGUAAUUCAUCAAAUUAUCCUUGUUUGCUUUGUGAUUACUCAAUUGGACUGUUAGUUUGAAGUGUUGUGAACUUUCA